AUCAGUAAACAAACAAAAAUGUCAAUAAAUGUCAAAUGACAAAAACAAAAUGGCCUAUGCGGUACGGCUUGUUUUGUUUGUGUACAACACAUUUAAUAACGCGAUUCAUUAAUUAAAACAAAUGAAAAAUAAGUAGAAUUAUACUUAAAUAAAGAAUUUAGAAUAUCUUCCCCUCAAUUUAAUAUAAACGUAAUAAUCAUGUUGGCUGUUUUACUUUUAAACCGCAUGAAUAUAAUGGCGAAUAGACAUCGCACAGAACGUCGGGAAAAACUUGAGAAUUCUUGUAAAUUAGCCUCUGAGGCCAAUGAGGACGGUUACUGCAGAACGUGUCUCGGUACCAAGGAUCUAUCGCCGAUAUUUAACGAGAAACAAACCGAGGAGAAACGUACGCGCGAACUAAAAGUUACAACUGGUUUACAGAUUAAGAAAAAUGAUGGUCUAUCACAGAGGAUAUGUUCUGGUUGUUUGGACUCAUUGAACCAAGCAUUGAAGUUCAGAAGGAAAAGUAAAAAAACAGAGAAAACGUUACUAAAUAGGAUAUCAGGGAAUAAAACAAAAAAGAAAUACACCAAAAUAUCUAAAGCCUUAAAGAGACCCAAGAUUAAGAAACUUGAAGAGGACAUCCCAGACUACGAGUACAGUGCCUUCGAAGACAGUUUCCAAGAUGAACAAGACUACAAGCAGGAUGACCAGAACUUUGUCGAUAUUAAAGAGGAAAAGAUUGAGAUCAAGCCGAAGGUGUCGCGCGCGCGGCGGCCCCGCCCCCGCCCCACGUGUCCCGCCCCGGCCUCGUACAAGUGUCCGACCUGCAGCAAGGAGUUCCGAAUGAAGGCCACCUACAAGGCCCACAUGCGGUUCCACACUAACUACUGUGUGUGCGAGUCGUGCGGCAAGAGAUGCCGCAAUAACAACCAGCUGCAGGAGCACAAGCGGGCGCGGCACGGGCUCGGCCGCAUCCACAAGUGUGCGUACUGCGAGUACAGCUCGGCCACCAAGGAGGCGCUCACAAUCCACGAGCGGCGCCACACCGGCGAGCGUCCGUACGUGUGCGACCACUGCGGCGCCACCUUCCACCGCCGCUCCAACCUCGUGCAGCACAUCGCCAUCCACCUGCCCGAGAAGAACUUCCAGUGCGACAUGUGCCCGAAGCGCUUGAAGUCGAAGAAGUUUCUCCAGAUACACAAGCACAACGCCCACACGGGCAAGCGGUACGGGUACCUCUGCCCAAUAUGCGAGCACCGGUUCGAGAAGCCGAACAAGGUGCGCGCCCACACCAGGAGGGUCCACGGGCUGCCGGACGACCAGCAGGGGCCCGUCGUCAGGGUGCAGCUGUAGACACGCACACGCACACACACACACAUCUACUGGUGGUAGGACCUAUUGUGAGUCCGCACGGGUAGGUACCACCACCCCACCCUUAUCUGCC
Messenger RNA from Bombyx mandarina (wild silkworm), 1426 nucleotides. RefSeq lists its product as uncharacterized. Gene Ontology annotation, molecular function: zinc ion binding; DNA-binding transcription factor activity, RNA polymerase II-specific; RNA polymerase II transcription regulatory region sequence-specific DNA binding. Gene Ontology annotation, biological process: regulation of transcription by RNA polymerase II. Gene Ontology annotation, cellular component: nucleus. The record is from RefSeq and is a predicted model, not a curated record. Lineage: Eukaryota; Metazoa; Arthropoda; Insecta; Lepidoptera; Bombycidae.